Molecule: messenger RNA, 1029 nt
Organism: Drosophila hydei
Lineage: Eukaryota; Metazoa; Arthropoda; Insecta; Diptera; Drosophilidae
Gene: Etfb
Product: electron transfer flavoprotein subunit beta
Exons: 4
Coding region: 83-844 (253 amino acids)
Cellular component (GO): cytosol
Molecular function (GO): electron transfer activity
Source: RefSeq, a predicted model, not a curated record
GCAACGCUGCGGCAAAUACAACCUUUGGACCCCCAACCACCCCCUCUUAUAUUCAACAAUAUCUGCUGUUGCUCGAGAGAAAAUGGCUCGUGUUUUGGUUGGUGUAAAGCGUGUGAUCGACUAUGCCGUUAAGGUGCGCGUGAAGCCGGAGAAAAAUGGCGUUGUUACUCAAGGUGUUAAGCACUCAAUGAAUCCCUUCGACGAGAUUGCCGUCGAGGAGGCUGUCAAGAUGAAGGAGAAGAAGCUGGCAACUGAGGUAAUUGCCGUGUCUGUGGGUCCCACGCAAUCGCAAGAGGUCAUUCGUACUGCCUUGGCCAUGGGCGCAGAUCGUGGCGUGCACGUUGAGGUAUCAGCAGCUGAAUAUGAUCUGCUGCAGCCAAUUCAUGUGUCCAAAAUACUUGCCAAGCUGGCACUGGACGAAAAGGCUGACUUAGUUAUAUUGGGCAAGCAGGCAAUUGAUGAUGAUGCCAAUCAGACGGCACAGAUGACCGCAGCCGUCUUGGACUGGCCCCAAGGCACAUUCUGCAACAAGGUGGAGAAGACGGAUGCGGGCUUAACGAUCGCUCGUGAAAUCGACGGCGGCCUGGAGACCAUCAAGACCAAAUUGCCAGCGGUACUCAGCGCAGAUUUACGUUUGAAUACACCACGUUAUGCCACGUUACCUAACAUCAUGAAGGCCAAAAAGAAGCCCCUGAAGAAGGUCACACCCAAAGAUCUGGGCGUAGAUACCACGCCACGCAUUGAGGUUAUAUCUGUUGAAGAUCCACCAGUGCGUCAAGCGGGCGCUGCUGUUGCCGACGUGGAUGCUCUGGUGGCUAAGCUAAAGGCUGGUGGUCAUAUCUAAGCGAGCAACCCAGCAAAAUUAAACGUGCAUUUAUCUAGCCUCUAACGAUUGAUGUGCCGAUUGAGAGAGCCAAGUGUCCCCGUAGUGCUUUAAGUCAAAUUCAAUGUCUGCUUUUUAUUUUUGGAAUCUGUCGUGUCAAGCCUUAACGAAUAAAUUGAAGUGAUGCUAUCAUAAACAACGACUAU